Messenger RNA from Rhea pennata, 1530 nucleotides. It is a transcript of the gene DMRT2, whose product is annotated as doublesex and mab-3 related transcription factor 2. Gene Ontology annotation, biological process: regulation of transcription by RNA polymerase II; sex differentiation. The transcript has 3 exons. Bases 1 to 1530 code for a protein of 509 amino acids. Gene Ontology annotation, molecular function: RNA polymerase II cis-regulatory region sequence-specific DNA binding; DNA-binding transcription factor activity, RNA polymerase II-specific. Lineage: Eukaryota; Metazoa; Chordata; Aves; Rheiformes; Rheidae. The record is from RefSeq and is a predicted model, not a curated record. Gene Ontology annotation, cellular component: nucleus.
AUGUCCGAGGGCCGCGGCGCCGCCGAGUGGGAGAUCGACGUGGAGAGCCUGGAGCUGGAUGCGGCGGCGGGGCCUGGCGCGGCCCCGGCGGCGGCGGCGGCGGAGGAGGAGGAGGAGGAAGAAGAGGCGGCGGCCGUCGAGGCCGGCGCGGCGGCGGCCCCGGCGCGGCGGGCGGCGGCGGAGCCGCGGAAGCUGAGCCGCACGCCCAAGUGCGCCCGGUGCCGCAACCACGGCGUCGUGUCCUGCCUCAAGGGCCACAAACGCUUCUGCCGCUGGCGCGACUGCCAGUGCGCCAACUGCCUGCUCGUAGUGGAGCGGCAGCGGGUCAUGGCCGCCCAGGUGGCCCUCCGACGGCAGCAGGCCACAGAGGACAAGAAGGGGCUGUCGGGGAAGCCGCCGGGCGCCGAGCGCCGAGCCGUCUACCCGAGACACGCGCGGACGCCCAGCCUGCUGGCCAAGAGCAUCCUGGAAGGUUACCGUCCCAUCCCAACAGACCCUUACCUAGGAGGGAGUUCACCCUUGCCACCCCCUGUAAGUGACAGGAUGAGAAAGAGACGGGCUUUUGCUGAUAAAGAGCUGGAGAACAUUAUGCUAGAGAGAGAGUACAAAGAAAGAGAGAUGAUGGAAGCUACACAAGCAGCUGCCCUUUUUCUUCCUAACCACAUGGUGCAUGGACCUGAAUACAGCUCGUAUAAAACAGCUUUCAACCCUGCUCGAGUCGAUGCUCCCAACAAGGAGUUUUGCAACUUUUUACCAACGUGCCUUGAUCUAACCAUGCAGUAUUCAGGAUCUGGUAACAUGGAACUAAUUUCUUCAAAUGUCAGUGUAGCGACUACCUACAGGCAGUAUCCCCUGUCUUCCAGGUUCUUAGUGUGGCCAAAAGGUGGCCCCAUUAGCGAUGCUCUCCUCUACCAGCAAUGCCUCUUGAAUGCUACUGCUGUCCAGGCUCUCAAACCUGGGGCAGGGUGGGAUGCCAAGGUCUCACAAAGUCAGGACUGUCCUAGCACUGAGCAAGACAUUGUGUCUCCAAAAUUGGAAAAUUCUCUUGUUUUGACCCACACACGAGACAUUCAGCAGUCAUGUAAUGAGAUUGCGUGCCUUCCUCAGGAAGCUCGAGAGAGGUCAGCUUUUUCUCCUCCAAAAAGGACUUUCUCUCAGAUUUCUGAUAAGGAUCCUCUGGCUCCUCAAGAACAGAUCUUAAGCAAGAUCAGCAAAGAAAGCACCAAGCCUCCUCCACCACUCAAAUAUAAUCCAUUCCAGUCACUGUUCCAGCAAACAUUUCCUGACAAAUCUGGAGCAGAGUUGCAAACAGCAUUUGUCAAAGAGACUUUUGAAGAAGCUUCUAAGAAAUAUAGAGAGUGCUCCUCUAAAGAGAACCCAAAGUACAAAUUUACAAUAGACAAAUAUGCAAAAGACUUCUUUGGGACCAAACAGGCCACAACAAAACUUUCAACAAAUGAGCCACUGUCAUUUUCAGUUGAAUCCAUCCUUAAACGACCUUCUUCUACAGUUGCUAAUGUCUCUCAAUAA